UGUUGCACUGCACACUUCUCGUCUCUUCCUUUCCAUUGGCGAGGCCUGCGAAGAGGCAGACCUGCUUCUGGUUUAACCGUCUGACGGCGCACAGCUCCUUAGAGAUUUAGCCAGUAUAAGCGCAGAAACGUAGGCACUAUUCUGGAGCUGUAAAAAUGCAAGCUUUAUUUCAAGGAAGGAGGUGGACUGGCUUCUUUGCACAGGCAUUACCAGUAGAAUGUUAUUAUUAACAAUAUUUCAGUGACUAUUGGAUGUAAAUAACCCAGAGCUGUAAGAGUUGUCAUGAAACUGUUGACAUGCAAAGUGGAAAAAAAUCUCAAGGGUAAUAUUAUUUUCAUUCCCAAAGAAAAUAUAAAGUUGACUGUUUGAUCAGUAAUUUGCAUCACUCGGUAUUGAAAUGCAAAAUUAAUCCCAUGAGUUAAUUUUGCUUUCACCAUAAGCUGAUUAAUAUCAAUGAAAUUUUCCACAAAUUGGGGGCAGCCAGGUGUCUCAGUGGAUUGAGAGCCAGACCUAGAGGGGGGAGAUCCUGGGUUCGUCUGGCCUCAGACACUUCCUAGCUCUGUGACCCUGGGCAAGUCACUAUACCCCCAUUGCCCAGCCAGCCCUUACCACUCAUCUGCACUGGAUAUAAAAUAUGGCAUUGAUUUGAAGACAAAAGAUAAAGGUUUAAAAAAAUGUGUUUUUCCCCCUGCGUCUCUCAGUAAUGUCAGACUAGUUUAUGCAUGCCUCAGCUAAUAGAAAUUUAUUUCAAACCUCCUCCCCAUAAAUAGGUAUUAAAAUGUUUUUUCUCGUGAUUCCCCAGCACAUUCUGCGGCACCAUUCGAGGGUGCGUGCUUGUCAUUGCUAGCGACAAAAGCCCUGAUCGAGGAUCCGGGCCGCCUCUAUAGUGAUUUCUGUGCUUGAUUUUGUUUUGGGACACGAAUGGCAUUAAAGACAUGGGAUCAUGGUGUCACUCUGCAUCAUCUAAGUAAGCCGAGGAUAGGAAGGAGUUCGAAUAGGUAAGGCCGUGAUGGUAACGCCACAUGCUUCGGCCUCUAUUUCAAACUUAAAAUGUCAAUGAAAGCAAUGCCAUCAAAUUCAGGCAGCGGAACCAGAGAGGAUCUUGGCGUCAGCUUCAUCUCCCCCAGCCUGCAUUUUACAGCUGAGAAAUCCGAAGUCAUUUACACUGGAAGCUGCAGGGGAGAGAUUGGCAUCCAGGGUCCUCCAGCAGCCAGACUGGGCUUUUCCUACUCUCCCCAGGAAAGGGAUCGGGGUGUGAGCAUGUAUAGAUACUGCUGGGCUGGGGCCAUGGGGGGGGGUGUUCAAAAGACUCCCACCUGGCUCUCAGUCCUGCCCCCAGCUUGAGGCAGGGCCCAUUUUCAGGUUUGAGCAAUGUGAUGAAAUCAGUCCCUGUCAUGAUGAACACGCUCAUAGAGUGCACUUUGCAGAGUGCCCUGCAAAUGUUAGGUCAUUGGAUCCUCACAACAAUCUGCAAGUUGGGAGCCAUAAUUAUUCUCAUUUUAUAGCUGAAAAAACUGAGGCUGACAGCAUUUAAGGGAGCCUUGUCCAGUGUCACGCAGCUAGAAAAUGGCCCAAGGUGGGGUCUAGGCAGGGUCUCUCCUGCUAUCUGACCUUCUUGCCCUGGGCACCUCCUGUCUCUAAGGCAAUGCCUUCCUCAUUUUUAUCCUAAGGAAUAUUUGUUUUUCCACUUGAAGCCUUAGGUUUUAUAACUGGGGAAACCUUUCCCCUCCCCUCUCUUUAUCUGACAUCUCUCUUGCUCCCUAGAGAGCUGGAACUGAUGGGUUUUGGUCUCUUUACCCCCAUUGCCUUCUACACAUUUGUUAACAUUUAGUAAUUAUUAAUAGACAACAGGAUUUGUUGAUUUGGGUUCCUGUGCUUGUUAAUGAUUGGAUCCAGUCAGCCGACUUUGAUUCAGCUUCUAAAGAAGCAAUUGGAUGGCAUGUCAAUUCCUCUUGUUGCUAGCAUUUAUUUAGCACGUUAAGAUUGGGACAGCACUUUAUCCGUGUGAUCUCCUACUUUAGUUAUAUUUUUUCUGAUCUGUCGUUAUUUCUGCCCGGCAACUCAGUUCUUCCUGUACACACCCGCCCACCCUCUGAUAAGUAAACUUGUUAGGAUGUGGUCUUGCCAAUGACCAGAAGAGGGAGUGUUUAAUAUGGCUUUUUAUCGACACCUGCCAGUUUGGCCUAGUCACUUAGGCCAGGUCUGUGCAGACAGAUGGGCUUCGCAUUUUUUAAAAUAAAUGUAGUCAUUUCCUUCCAAGCUGGAUUGUCUCUAGCUUGUAACGGUAGUAUCUUUUUUUAAAAAAAGUGAAACUGUAUUGGUAAACAUGACUAAAUUGCAUCCAUUUUUCAGGUGUGUAAAGAGGGGGGGAAAAGAUUUGGGUAGUCAUUUUUGUCAUUUGAAAUACAGUAGAAUUCAAGCAAUAGGUCUCAAUUCUGUCCAUCUCACUUGAAAUACUUUAAUGGGGAACAGAGCCUCAUGUAAUUCACCUCUUAAGGAAAGGUGAAGGAAAGAUGUUAACUUGCCUCUAUUAUGUGAAAUUCAUGGCUGGAAACAUAAUUGUCUUUUUAAAGAAUUGUUUUAUGUUUUAUGGAACAACACAGGAUUUUUGUUCCUACUAGUAUAUGUGAUCUUUUUUCCAAUACCAUCUAGUCUGGACAUUAAGAUAAAAUGCUUUCUGGAAAGGUUUGUACAGACCAGAACUCCAACAGCUUCAGAGUGGCUUUUGUCUUUCAAAGAUCUCUUAAAUAAACAGAGGCCAUCCUGCCCUUCAUAUACUCAAACUCUUUUAAAAAAAGGGGGGGGGGUGAAGAAUAAGAUUAUUGGAUUGUUUUAAGUUCUGAGCAGACAAUAAACUCUUAAAGUGCCAGAUGGUGGUGUGUGAUGGGAAAUCUGCUGGGUCAAACUGAUGGCUGAAAUCAACAAGACAUGGAAGGAGGUUGGUAGGAAGAUCUGAAGCCAGAUUUUCAUGCAUCAUAAACCUUCUUUUGCAGCUACUUACUUGAAGAAAAAAAUUCAAAGGGUGACUGUUGAAUUCAUACUCCUGGAAGGUAUUAGGCAGCCUUCGGUGAAAGUAGAAGCGUUAAUAGGCCUGUCUGGGAUUGGAGCAUUGAAAUCUUCCAGUGGGUUUGUUUUUCUGGCACUUUUAUUUUGUAAGUGGUUGUGCCUUCAGUCUCUGCCAGUGUAUGUGAACACUCCGGGUCCCCUAGAUUAGGGUGAGGAAGGCCAGGCUUUGGGAUUCUCUAUUCCAUGAUGUGAACCACUGAGUGACUUGUUGAUCUUUUCCAAAGCCCACUGCAGCCAUAAUAAGGUUCUUCUGACCAGCACCUUGUGGAAAUUUCCAUUUCAUGUGAUUUGAAACUUGGCUCAGGGAGUUAAUUUUGUUCUUUUGGGGCAGUUCAUGGUAAGCCAUGUAAAACCUGUGGUCUUUGGGAGGGCCUUUGAGAAGAGAGCGUUGGGAUCAGCCAUCUCAUUAUCUCCGGACAUCCUGGGGAUCAGUACAAGGGCUUGGCACAAGGAGGGAUGUUAUUUGCCUGCCUUUGAGCAGUUGGGACAAUUCAAUGGGUUCCUUGGCCUACAGAAUGAUCUGCCUGGAAAUGUCCUUAGGUUAGCCCCCCUGACGCAGCUGAUGGCCUCAGGAGCUGCAGAGGGUGACUGGUUCGGUCCUCACAGCCAAGCCCUGGAGGCAUCCACCCCAUUUGACAGCCCAGGAAACAGGCAGUCAGAGGGCUUCCCAGUUCUUGGCUGCCUGGAUCCCUCAGUGAAGAAGGGGCGCUAUUCGCUGUCAGACAGUCUUAAAGAAGAGCCACAUAAUAGAGAUACUUGACAAAGCCAUUUUGGUCCUGAAGCUGCAGUUGCAGAGACUUCUUUCUCCCCCGUCUGAGGGUCACUUGGCCCGAGGACAGGAACGGUCAAGGUCUCCUAAGUGCCAAUUACAACUUGCACGGCCUCCUCCGGCCCUGAAGCCGCGCUGCGUCCCCUUUCUUGUCCUCUCCGGGCUCUCCUGUGCCAGCCACCCACCUGGCCCCGGGCCCCAAUCUCUUGGGAAGUGCCAAGUGUUGUGAAUGGGGAGGCUGGGAGGGCCUCCAUGACAGCAGAAGGACCUCGGGACCGCCUCAAGGCCCCAGCUGGAGAGCUAGGCCUCACUGUGUGCCUGCCAGCCCUUCUCUGCCCAUGCUGGGAGGCAAGAGUUUGUAGGUCCAUGGCCAGGCGGCCACAGAACAGUAGAGAGAAGAGCUUGGAAGGGGUUUCCUAAAGGCCUUGCCAUGUCCCUCAGAUCCUCCUUUGCUCUCCGGAUUCUCUCUGGCCCCUCCCUGUCUGGGCGCCCUGAGGGCUUUAGACCAGAGGCUGGCCAGGCUGUGGUUGGAGGGGCUUUCUGGUUGGGGGAGGUGGUGAGCGUGGGCUUGUCGGGCCUGUGCAUGCACUUGUGCACUCUUGUUUUAUUGUUUGGAAACCGGAAGAGCUCUGGCAGCCCUGAAUGCCGCCUGAACCUCCCUCAUUCCCUUUGGUAUGAGAUCAAGGGCCCGUGUUGGGGUGCUUGGCUUGGCGGGGCACGCCCCCAUACACACAUGGAUCCAUACAUGGACACACACGUGUACACAGUAACAGCAGCUGCCGCUUCCCGGAGCCUUCAAGUAUGCAGUGACAGGAGGCUGCCCGGUUAGAGAUGACAUGCCCACGGUCACUCCACGGGGAAGUGUCCCUGGCAACGCUGAGCUGCUUUACACAGUUAUUCCGACCUGAAACCUCCAGCUUUGGGGGUGGGGGGUGGGGAGAGUAGAUUCUUUACUCUGAGACGUGAUUUUUUUGCUAAAUGACGUGGGAAAAGUAUUUUUUGAACCCUUUACCUUCUGUCUUAGAAUCCAUGCUGUGUAUUAGUUCCAAGAAAACUGGUAAGGGCUAGGCCACAGGGUUAAGGGGCUUGUCCAGGGUCUCACAGCUAAAAAGUAUCUGAGGCCAGAUUGGAACCCAGAACCUCCGGCUCUGUGACAACAUGCAAGGUGGGGGUGACGGAGACUCCUGGAAGACAAGACUGGUAAGGUGUCUCAUGGAAUACUGCCUGCUGUGUACAACCCUCUUACCACCUUCGCCCAGUCAUUGGCCCCAUUUUACAGAGGGGGGACUUGGCUGAGGUUCCCUAGUGAGGAAGGACUUGCUGCUGGAUUAGAAGUCGGCUCCUGCUCUGUCCCCUGGGGGUUGGGGCCUGGCCUUGGGCUUAAGAGCCCUGUGACAGGAGAGAAGCCUGUUGGUGGGACCCAUCACUGUCCGGGUUCCAGAGAGGGACCCAGAGCUCAGAGGGCCCACGUGGAGGCUCAGGCUUCGGCCUCCUCUCACAGUGCCUCUUCAGGGUCGCCAAGAGCGCCAUCCAGAGAACACUGUCUCAGAGCUGGGCUGCCUGAGGUGACGAGACUGAGAUGGGACAGAGCCAGAGGCGCCGGGCUUCACCCAGAGAGCUGAGGAAAGGCCAUGUCUGUCAGUUUGGCAGAUGUCCAGCUGGGUGCCCCAAGGAGCCGUUGGGCCCUGGUGCUCGGCAGGCCUGUAGAGAUUCCCCCAGUGCACUGGAGCAGGGUGGAGGAGAACUCAUGGGAAUUGUCCAACGCCGCUCCUCCUCUGGGCGAAGGGAAGAUUUCUGGGCAUAGGUCGCUGGUGGCACAGUGGUUAGAGGGCUGGGCCUGCAGUCAGAAAGACCCGAGUUCAAAUGUGGCCUCAGCCAUAAGCAUUUGAUGACCGUGGGCAAGGUCUCUUAACCUGUUUGCCUCAGUUUCCUUCACUGUAAAAUGGGAACAAUAAGAGCAUCAGCCUCCCUGGAGCAGUGAAGAGUACCGAGAUCCUCUUUGUAAAGCACUUCCUAGACCUGAAAAGGCUCACCAGCCCUGUGACUGCCACCACACAUUCAGCCCCCUUUCCAGUUGUCCUUUGGCCAGCAGGAUUCUGCUCUCGGCCCCUUCUUUGGGCAAGGCUGGUGGCAGCCUGAGAAGAAACUAGGCACGGAGCUCCCCUUGGAGUUUCCCUUCCUCCCCUUGGUUGAGUUUGGUGACUCGAGGAGGCCCUUGGGUCAGUGAUGUCCUGCAGAGGGAGAGAGAAGAAAGCCACAGCCCCGGCUCUGCCAGAGCUUUCGCCCUCUCUUCGUGGUCUUAAGCUCCUUGGCUUUUGAGAGGGAUUAGGAAGGGGAUGGGACAGGGCAUGCCUCCGGCCUGGGCGUGUCAGCCCCCCCCAGGGGCCCCAGGCCCUGAGAUUGGGGGCCUUUUUUGGUGCCGGAAGUAUUUGCUCAGCCUCUUUCUUCUGCCCUGCCUUGUCUUGGGAACAAGAAUUCCCAGGUUUAGGUGGAUAAGAAAGGAUCUGUGAUUGCCGGAGGGGAGUCUUCCAGAGGGAGAGAGGAGAGGCCCAGGCCGGCGGAGCAGGCCUCCCACGGACCUUUGGAUGGGGACACCAAAACGAAGUUCUCCAGGGGAAGAGGAGGCUGCCAGAAUUUCCCAUCACCCCGAGGGAGGGGAGGAAGUGUUGCUGGUCCGCUUUCUGUGGCUGGAAAAAUACCAAGCCCAGAAGCAGGUGCGGGUUAUUCCCAGAACGUGUGCCCAGGCCGGGGCUGGUCCUUUUUUCUUCCUAGGAAAAAAUGAAAAGGUUUACCCCAGAUGCUGCCGCCUCCUGGACAGUGAGACGCCCCUUUAAAGGCAGCAGCCCUGUGGAAGGGAGGUGUGCACGCGGGGCCCGCCGCCUCUCCCCUGCACACCACCUCCGGGGUAUUCCUAGACUUGAGCCUGCCAGGAAUGGAUCUCCCACGUUGCUUUGGAGCCUGCCUUGGGGAGUCGGGAUCACUUUCCAUCGGCCAGGACUCGUGGCUGACCAUAUUAGAUCAAUGAGACUCCACCUCCUGCUUCUGUUGAUCUGCCAGGACCUUUGUAAUUCAAGUGCUCCUACUGUAGUAGCAAACGUUACAUAAGCCCAAACAUGGAGCGUCCUGGGAGGCGCUGGGCAGCCCCGAGGGGGCCCGCAGGCCGGGCCGCCGGCCCUGAAUGGAAGCGGUGAAGCCAGAGCCCUCCCGGAGCAGCCCCUGCCCUGGCCGAGCAGGCGCCGAGCGCUGGCUAAGUUUUCUUGUGCCGUUGUCAGAGGCUGGACUUGGCCGGGUGCCCAGCUCUGCAUGGAGCCUGCUGCCGGAGAGAGAAGACACAGCUCCUCCAACAAGACACCUCUGACAGCGUCAUCCUCUUCCAUGUAUUCCUUCUUUUCUUCUCUGUCAAAAAGCAAAGGUAACAGCAGCGCAGGAGUGAGCAGCCGUGCGUGCGGCGGAGGAGUUCUUGGUGCGCCCUCGUCCAAUUCCAGGUUGUUGAAGCCACCCAAAGACAAGCCACAGCUCAGUGGAAAUAGUAGGCCCAUGCAGCCCAUGCAGCACGGCCGAAUUCCCCAUGACAAAAUCUUGACCCCUUCAAUCAAGGUGGAAAAGAUCCCCCCAAAGAUGGACGGGGCACUACUGAAAACUGCUCUCGGUUCGGCUGGCUCUGCUGCUCUGAGUUCCUCCAUCAAGACUGGCCUUAAUUGUCCCUCAAUACCAAAGCCACCCUUGCCUUCCCCUGGACAGAUACUGAAUGGUCAAGGUCUUCUUCCUACCCCUCCAAUUUUGGAAAAGAAGCCAGAAGAUAAUUCAAAUAAUAGGAAAUUUUUACAUAAGAGAUUAUCAGAGAGAGAGUUUGAUCCUGACAUAUAUUGUGGUGUCAUUGAUGUGGAAACCAAGAAGCCCUGCACUAGGUCUUUGACAUGCAAGACACAUUCCUUAACCCAGCGGAGGGCCGUCCAGGGCCGCAGAAAGCGCUUCGACGUGCUGCUGGCCGAGCACAAAAACAAAACCAGGGAAAAGGAGCUGCUCCGCCAUUGUGAGCUGCCGCCGCCGCCGCCACCGCCGCCGCUCCCCCUCCUCAGGGAACCCCAGGCCUCGCCUUCCAGGUCACUCCCGGAGCCGCCCCACAGCUCUCUCGGGGGGACGCCCGCCGAGCCCCGGCCGCUCGUCUCCAGCAAACCCAGACCUCACCAGCCCAGUCUUCCAAGGCCUCCGGGCUGCCCAUCCCUGCCCAGUGGGAACGCACCCUCCGAUUCUCCGGCCGCUAACGAGUCUCCGCACCCUCCCCUGCCUUCAACUGAGCCAGCAUCUCGGGGAUCCAGCGACGAGGGAGAAGGCGAUGAAAAGGAAGAAUCUGUGGAAAAACUGGAUUGUCAUUACUCAGCCCAUCAUCCUCAGCCAGCAUCCUUUUGCACUUUUGGGAGCCGACAGAUCGGAAGGGGCUAUUUCGUCUUUGAUAAGAGGUGGAACCACAUCCGAUGUGCCCUUAACCUUAUGGUGGACAAGCAUCUUAAUUCCCAAAUGUGGAAGAAAAUCCCUCCAGCUCCUGGUCAUUCGGUGUCGGCGCGCGUUCCCCAGCGGACAAAUCCGGGGCCCUUGUCCCCGUAUGGCGCGAGCCCCCCGGCCUCCGCCGCCUCCUGCACAGCCUCGCCAUCGCCAGUGUUGCUUUCGCCCUCCUGCCUCCCCUUGAAUAGCAAAGCUGCGCCGGCCCACGGAACCACACUCAACGCGCCCCCGGCCCCCGGGGACCCCCGACAGGCGUCCUCGGCCCCGCUGACCCCAGCAGGGGCGGCGCUUUCCUCUGUACCUUCCCCAGGCUGCGGAAGGCCUCCCAAAAUGAAAUCCAGCAAGUCCUUGAAGCUAAAGGAGCCUCCAGCAAACAGCUCCUUCUGUAUCAGCCCCGGGGCUGGGGGCGGGGGCGGGGGCUGCGGCAGCUCAGGAUCAGGAAAGAAACGGAAAACCAGCCCCCCCUUGGCCGCCCACCCCGCCUCCUCCUCUUCUCCUCAUUCCAUGGACUCACUUAGGAAAAACUGCGUGGCCAACCCCGCCAACUGCGGGCCUGCCCACCCCUCCCCCAUGGCGUCACCCCCCACCGUGGGCCUCAACUGCCUGAGCAACAGGGCCUACGCAGCGGGCGUCAGGCACGACCAAGCGGGGAGGGGCCCCCUGGCGGCCAGCCCGGCCGAGUCUAUCAAGAGGAUGAGCGUGAUGGUCAACAGCGGCGACUCCACACUGUCCCUGGGCCCCUUCGUGCACUCGCCCGGCGAGCUCGUCAUGGCCGCCAGCAGCGCGCACGCCUUUCCCCACGCCCACCACCCCCCGCCCCCUCUGGACAAGCUCCUGGGCAAGAAGAGGAAGGGCUCCCCUGGCGGCGCAGCCGUGCAGCACAGCGGCCAGGCCGGCAAGGUCGCCAAACUGCCGCCGGUGAACAGCGUGAAGCACCCCGGCCCCCUCCCGGCGCCGCCAGGGCUGGCCAGCAGCGCUCUUCUUCACCAGGUAAGGGAGGACCCCGUGAGUUGGGGGAAGGCCUGCCGGGCCGCCUCCUGGGCCCCUUGGGCAGCCUCUUCCGGGUGGUUCUAGAUGCGGCCUGGAUGCUGACCGGACAGGGUGCAGACUCUGGGAGGAGCCUUUGGUGUGACUGAGGCCCGCAGUGGCCUAACGCGCCCGGAAGGGCUGGGCCUACAGGCAGCUGGGCCCCUCCUGGCCGGAACCAGAUCGCCGGGACGAUAAAGGGCUUUUCAGGGUUCUGUGUCCCACCCGGACUUGCCUGGGUUUCAGAGGUGCCAUCCUGCCCCUCCCCAGCCCACCUCGGGGGCAUGUGCUGGAAGGCUGGUGUGGGGUCUGUCCGGACCCUCCUGGGAUGGUGACCCCCAGGGGUCAGUCUUACACUUCUCAGCCCGCCUCAGCAUGUUCCCAUCUUCAUGUGCUGCGGGAAGGGCCGGGAGCUGGAGCCCAGGAGAAGCCAGGGGCUGGCUGGCCUGAAAUCCCUUGUUCCACGGGGAGCCUUCUCCAGGGCAGGCCGGGGCUCCCCUCUCCUCUGCAGGGAGCACCCAGGACGGCCCCCACCGGGGCUGGGGCCGCUCCUUGCUGGCUAACCCCCCUUCUCCCUUUGUGUCUCCCUCCCAAGCCCAAGGCGCGGCCCUGACCGAGCGAGGGAGCAGGAACUGGACAGCCCUCUAGUCAGACCUCCGCCGGCCCUCUGGAUCCACGCACGCUGCCUUUGACUUGACCCCAGCUUCCUGGGUCCUCAGGUGUAGCAUCUGCUGGACUGUCUGUCCUUUCCGAAAGGAAUUCCCUGAAGCCUUGUCUGUAGCGGCGUCCGGCCACACCGUUGCUUUGGUCAGUGUUAAACGUGGCCUGGCCGCUCGCUGCGACUCUGUAAGACGUUUGACUUGCAGGAAGACGUCCUGUUGCCUCUCAGAUCCGGCCGGGCCGGGCCACGAGGGGGGCAGAGCGUUCCGCGGGCUUCCUUCCCCCCUCAGAACUCCCCAGGCCAGGAGGCCCCUCUGGGAGGGACUGGGACCCCCAGAAGGGAACGUGGCUUUCUUGUUGCGGCCCAAGACUAGGGACAAUCACCCCACCCAGCAGAACCCAACAGGCCAUCGGCCAGCCUUUGCAAGUCCUUUGGGGUCAGGAGCUGUCCGGGGAGUGUCCCUUUUAAACUAAGCCAUCGAUGCCCAGAAAGCAAGUUAAAAGAUCUUGGAGGAGUUCUUUUCAUGGUACAAAAGCAAUUCUGUGUGCUUUUUAAUAAGAUGCAACUGAAAAGGAAGAGAAAAAUGCUAACUCGUUCUGAUAGAGGAAAGCCAAAUGAAAAAAAUCACUGUAGGGGGAAAACCCUAUGCCGAGAUUUCCAAAGAAAUGUAAUUUCUUUCACAAGGGUAUUCCAUAGAGUCUUCACGUUGAAACAGCAUAUCAAAGUAGGUUGAUUAUACCUUCUAGCCUCGUUCUAUUUUCUAAAAAUUGCCUUUUUAAGAUGAAAUUAAUAGGAUACCACAGAAGCGAACAUUCAUAUUUUUAAUGUUUUGGGAGGCGAGACGGGUUCUCCUCAGUCUUCUCUGAAUACCGUAACAGAAAUCAGUUCCGAACAUCAGCUUGACCCAACCCUGUUUGUUCCACCCCCUUUAUGUCACUCAAGAGAAUUCAUUGGUUGGAUUUGGGGGUGGGGAGCCCCCCUCGCUUCUCCAGGAUCUCUGCUUCCUGGGACGCUUCCCACCCCAGUGAAGUCUCUAAAGGGCUUGAUGGCGCCGCUGGCCACUUAGCCUGUGGGGAGCCCCCGGCUGCACUCCGCAGCUCUCCCCCGCCCCAGCCCCUUUUCUUCCCACUCUUGGGUCAUAAACGACCAUUUCAGGGAACUCUGAAGUCCACCAACUAUCACCCCAAAGCGCAGGUGGUCAGCGGCCUGAUGACAUCGUGCGCCCAGCCUCAUCCUCCAAAGCCCUGAGCUCUGGACCAGAGCCGGCCCGUGUGAGGGGGGAGGGACACCGUCGUUUCUUAUGCAAACAGUCACCAAAUGUUUUUAGGACAAAAUAGGGGAACUGAGGCAGGUGCACCUGGGGAAGCUGCAGAACCCAGAAUGAAUAGAAAGAGUCGCCGACCUCCAGAGCUCCUCCAGGCUUGGGGCUGCGUCUCAUCUCCCCAAGUGAGAGGCCUAGUGCCCCAAAUGACCGAGGCCACUUCCACGCUGCCUCCGAGGCCGGCCCCCCAAAAGGGCGACUUCACGGCCAAGAAGGGAGCGAGGCCCACAGAGUCCGUUCAAAGUGAUAGAAUUUGUCAGAGAUUAUGUUACUCUAAAAAAAGAAGUCAGUACCAAGGCUACCUGCUGGCAAGUCAGAGCUAAUUCCGAAUAAUGUAGAUAUUUAGAAUAGCAAGUGUUGAUCAUUUGGAUUUCUUUUAGAUUGGGGUUUUUAAUUCCAUUUUCAUUAUGUCUCCUGGUAGUGCAUACAUAAACCAUCGGGAUUAGGAAAUUAGCCAUUUUGAAACCUGCCUGCCACAAACAGACCUGCUCACACAGUGCUAUGGCAUUGGAGACUGGUGGGUUGUUUUUUUCUUGGAAUUUUUAUUUUCUCCUACAAUUAUUUUAGUACUCUAAAUAAUUAAGGUAAUUUAAAACAGUAGCACAAGUACUUUUCGGAUUAAAUUAACUUGCAAAACCAAAUUUGCAGUGGUUGGGUUGUUUCUAGACAGAUUUUGGUAUUAAUUUAAAACCAAGACAAUUUUUAUAUUCUUUCCAUAGAAUUUCAUGAUGACAACUCCUGCAGUUUUCUUAACCUAUUUAAAAAAAAUUGCUGCAAUGAUGAACAAAGAAUUAUACAAAACCUACUUUUGUAUCUUUAUUUUGGAAUUUCUUGUUCUAUUAUAAAUAUUGAAGUAUCCCUAUUUCAGAAAACAUAUUUUGUUAAAAUUGAUUGUACAUAUUUAAAUAUGUAUUUUUGCACAGGUCUUUUUUUCUUAUAUCCAGUUUUGGUACAAUUGAGAUCAUCUAGUAUUUAUUUAUUAAUUAAUAAAAAAGAAAAUACCUUUUUCUAAUUUGAAGUGGUUCACUGCCAAGCCAAUAGUCCUAGAACUUGCCUACUUUACAAUUUAAGGGAUGCCUCUGUUUCGUGAAAGUCUAUGUCCCUUUGAAUGUCUUGGGAGUGGAUUCAUAGAGAUCAACUGGGCAUUGCUUCUAUUAAAUUGUCUAAUUCCCCAGAAGACUACAUUCAGUUAAGUGACGCACUGCUUCUCCUUUGUUUGUGUUUUGUGGGUGUCUGUGCACUCAGAGAGAGUGUGUGUGUGUGUGUAUCUAUGUGCAUGUGUGUGUGAGUGUAAGCCACUAGUAUGUUGUGGUUUAAAACUAAUGGAAAAAAAAUACCUGAAAAGUGCCUGAUAACUAGUUUAAGCUUGGACUGUGUAGACAGAUUCUCCUUUAAAAGACUUGAAUGUUAAGUUGAUUUUUCUUUCUUUUCUUGGGGGGAGGGGGGCUUGCUUUUUCCACUUAACAUUUCCAAAUUUUAGGGGAGGAAUUAAAAAACAUUACCUAAGCUGGUAACUGGAUAAAGUAUUUUGAAAUGAGAUUUUUUGGGGGUUUAAAACAGUCCUGGUGGGUGAUGAAGUGUCCCACAAUGCCAAGAAUUGGAAUCUUUUUUCUGCCAGCAGUUUUAUAAGACAUGUCUCAUUUUGUUAAUUUACUCAUAAAAUGCAGAAUUUAAAAUAGAAUAUGUAAAAUAUUUUGUACUCCAAAAAUCUAACAAAAAGAAGUACCUCUGAGAACAUUGAAGGAAAAACAUGAUCUGAGAAGUGUAACUGAAGGCCACAGUCUUCCUCUAAGAGUUCUCUUGCCAAGGGGCGUCCCUGCUGUCUCUCCUCCUGCCCCAGGGAAAGAGUUGGACUAGAGAUGAUUGUUAAAGGGUUUGCUCUUUAGCAGAGAAUAAUCAUUUUGACCUUUUGUGCAAAACAUGUUAUGUUUUCAGAUCAUUUCCAAUGAGCACUACGCGCUGUCGAUGUGAAUGUAGGGCCUGGAAAGCAUCUUGCUCGGUUUUGAGCCUGGUUCUAAAAGCAAUCUCCCGUGUAAAGUGUGUGACUAGUUUGAUCAUUUGUACACAAGACAAAGAGCAUCUCAGCUGGACUUUGGGUUGGCUGCUGUAUAGUACAUGAACAAAUGUCAUGGGAUAGAAAAUUACUUUGGAUAUUUAAAAGAAAAGAAAUAUAUAGUCUAUUUGUUUUGUAACAAGUUUCUGUAAAUAAAAUAAUUUAUACUAUUUAUAAGAAAAAGUUGUGCUUUGCUUUAUGAAAAAUUAGUUUGUGGAACAAACCUGUUACUAAACCAGGCAAUAAAAUGAGGACUUCUCAAUAAACAAGGUUGGUUACAUGAAAUACA
Molecule: messenger RNA, 13688 nt
Organism: Monodelphis domestica (gray short-tailed opossum)
Lineage: Eukaryota; Metazoa; Chordata; Mammalia; Didelphimorphia; Didelphidae
Gene: ATXN7
Product: ataxin 7
Source: RefSeq, a predicted model, not a curated record